Messenger RNA from Lactuca saligna, 375 nucleotides. NCBI's taxonomy places the organism in Eukaryota, Viridiplantae, Streptophyta, Magnoliopsida, Asterales, Asteraceae. The record is from the annotation of a GenBank genome assembly.
AUGUAUCAUCAGUUGAAGUACCACGACAGUGGAAAACAGAAGGAAUUUUUACCUCAAAUGGAACAAUGGAACAUGAAAGAUAAGAAAAACCAUGAGCAGAAUCUUGAUCCACAAGAAGCACAGUGGAUGAACUACCAAAUCCCUCAGAUUCCACAGCAACAUGUGGUUAUGUCAGGCCAUUAUCAAGUACCACAACCCCUCCCUCUGGAUGUAAUAGACACUGUUUAUCUAGAGACACUGAGGAAAAGUUUACCAGAUCUGUCACGAAAAGAACCUGAAUCAAAGGUGGAAAUUAAGGAUCAAAAUUCAAAGAAAACAACCUUGGAAGAGAAAGAACUUGUUAAAAAUGGGGUUGUGAAGGAGAAGGAGAAGUAA